CCUCCAGUGCCGGACCGCGGUAAGAACGGGAUUCAAAUACCAUCGACGUUCGCAUUUGAGGCAGAAAGUUGGAGUCGUUGCAUCAAGCAGCCUAUAGUGUUGACACGAGUUUUUCGGCAAAAAGAGCAAAAAUUUGUCGACAUGCUCAACGCAAUGCGUUUUGGAAAGUUGGACAAAGCCUGUAUUCAAGCUUUCCAAAGUCUUUCGCGCCCAGUCGUGUAUGAGGAUGGCAUCGGGCCAACGCAGCUCUACCCUACUCGCGCGGAGGUUGAUGUAGCCAAUCAAAGAAAGCUUUUUUCACUGCCUGGGGAUGGAAUUAGAUACCCGGCAACUGACACACCUGGACGCGAUUCGAAUGACAAUUUGGUCUCACUCGAACACAUGGGGCGCUUGCUGGAAAGGCUUGUGGCACAACCAAUCGUUCAUCUAAAGGUCGGUGCGCAAGUCAUGUUGAUCAAGAACAUGGUGCAGGGGCAGCUGGUGAACGGGUCUGUGGGGCAAGUGAUCAGAUUUAGUACUUCUGAAGAGGCUAUGCGGACCGCUACUCCAAUUGCCACGGAAGAAGGUCUCAAAGGUGGUCUCUCCACGAAGUCCGAACUCCCUGCCAACUACGACAACUCGCAAUGGCCUGUUGUCCGAUUCACGUGUGGCAAAGAAAUGCUAUGUAUACCCACUGACUUCACAGUCGAUAAUGCGGAUGGUGGUAUAGAGGCAAGAAGACGCCAGGUGAGCCGUUUGACUUUGGCUAAGAAUCGGCAAAUGAACAAGACCAGGUUCCCUUAAUAUUAGCUUGGGCACUGAGUGUCCAUAAGUCUCAGGGGCAAACUCUUGAAAGGGUGAAGGUGGAUCUUGGGCGAACUUUUGAGAAAGGUCAAGGUAAAAUCCAACCUUAUGACUCAUCGCUGGAUGUUCACUGCCGCCUUCUCAGCAUAUGUUGCCCUUUCUCGUGCUACUAGCAUGAGCACCUUGGAAGUAUUAAAUUUUCAUCCAAACAAGUAAGCCUUUCGUUCAAGACCUGCAUUGCCAU
This is a messenger RNA of Suillus clintonianus, 1027 nucleotides long. RefSeq lists its product as uncharacterized. Bases 142 to 783 code for a protein of 213 amino acids. The transcript has 5 exons. The record is from RefSeq and is a predicted model, not a curated record. NCBI's taxonomy places the organism in Eukaryota, Fungi, Basidiomycota, Agaricomycetes, Boletales, Suillaceae.